AUGAAAAUCCACCCCCCUGAUUUCGCAACCCACCGGCCCCGAAGGGCCCGCGCGCCGAGCUGCGCUUCCACUCACCGCGAGAAAGGUUCUGAGAGGCCAAGGGCGCCGCUCAGUCCCGGGCCCAACUGUACUUGGGCUGCAGCCUGUUCCAAGGCGACUUGCGCCCGGCCGGGGCCACUUCGUUACCAACCCCAAAGAGCUAAAGACGCGCGGGUUCAUUUGAAUUACGUGCGGGGGUCCAUCCCACUGGCCUCUUGGUGCGAUGGGAAACCACUUCAGAAACUUCUUCCAACAGCGUCUCUCCCCAUGUUGGAGGAGGGAGAUACUUCCUCUUUAAUUUUCAAUGUCUCCUGUAUCGUGUGCUUACAAAAUUCAGCCUCAGCGCCGCCAUCCGAGCAAGCGAAGAAAUGCGGGCCUGCAGUCCAGGCCCGCGCGCGGAUCCCGCGUCCGCUCCACGCGCCCCCUCGGGCGGGAGAACAGUGCGUGUGCCUCUUGCUGCCGCCGCCAGGAGGCGCCCGAGCCCCGCGUUCCCGAGCGCCUCUGCGCGCGGGUCUGGGCCGAGCUCGGGAGCCGCCGGGAGGCAACUGCGCAUCAGCGGACUCGCGGCCACGGUCGGAGCCGGGUGAGUGGUGCCAGGAGGCGGCGGCGACUCGGAAUCUUGGGGAGAGCCGCGAGUCAGACGGCGGCGGGUGCGCGGCUGCGUGGGAGGUGCGAGUGGACCUAUCUUCUGCUGUGGUUUUCCUGCCGUGCCUCUUCUCCACUCUCACCACUCUGAAGAAGCGUGCUUGUGAGCGCCGCGGGACGAUCCAGGACGUUCCAGGAUUGUGGACGAUCCUGUUCUUCCCAUCUGUGAGGGCCUGGAUCACAGUUCCUCAAGCUUUGCGAUACAAACAAAUCACCUGGGAUUUGGAUAAAAUGCAGAUUCACGUUCAGCAGCCCUGGCGUUCUGCAUUUCUCAUGAGCUCCAGGAAGACACUGGCGCUGCUGGGUGGUGAGGGAUUGGCAGGCAAUUCCAGGUGUUGCCUUAGAGAUGGCCUGCUAUUGCACUGCCAGUAGGUAGCUGCCACAGUGAUGGCCGCUCCAGAGCAAGGGGAGAACCUUUUGAAAAGGGUCCUUGAAUCAUUUGGGAAAUAAAUCAAGCCAUAUGAGUAAAAAGUAAUCAAAAAAUACAUUGAAUAUUGGAACCAGAGGAAAUCUUAGCAUCAUUUUGUAAUGACUCCCUGCACAAAUUUUCCAGAUGAGGAAACCAACAAAGCCAGGUGGCCUGUGGCUGAGGAGCAAGAUGCUCAGCGAGGUCUCCCUGCUGCACUCCCGUGCACUUCCACAGUGAUACCCUGCUGACAGACACAGGAAAUGUUGAACAUAGCUAUCUUUAAAAUUAAGACCAUGACUGCCCUAAACAUUUACAAAGGACCAACCAUGAGAAAAAAGCCUGUACCAGAAAUCAGAAGAUGGCUUUUGUCCAUGUACAACCUUGGGCAAGUUAAUUACUUAUCACUGCUCUCUGAGCCUUUUUCCCCACUGGUUACAAAAAAAAAGAAAAGGAUAUGCCUGCCCUUCCUAAUUCACAGGGCAUUGCAGGGAGGUAAGGUAGUUAAUAUGCUGAAUCACUUCAGAAGGGUGGAGCUGAACUCACAGUGGGAACCCUGUCACACACACAUUUCCAUGACAAGGAUAUUGGUGAGGUGAGGGAGGUGGGGAGAGGCAUGAGGAUGGGAGACAAAGGGGUGGGAUAGGGAAUGGGGGAAGGAGGAAGCCAGAGGGACAGGCCCAGGCUAGGCUCUGCAGUCAGAAGGUGAGCGAGGUAGAGAAUUAGCAGCACACUGUCCAUGGAUAUUUGUGGUGAUGGAAAUGUACUGCAUCCAUGCUCUCCAACAUGGCAGCCACUAGCCACAUGUGGCUAUCAAGCACUGGAAAUGUAGCUAGUGUGAUUGAGGAACUGAUCUUUAAUUUUUCUUUGUUAUUUAUUUCAGUUUAAAUAGCCACAUGUGGCCAGUGGCUUCUGUAGCAAAGAUCUAGAUCAUUUGUUUGAAGCAGUAAAAAGAGAAAUGUGAAUCCCCUCUUCUUACCUCCUAUAACAUGCUAAUUAACAUCACUGCAAUUAACCACCAUUCACAGCUCUUCAGCUGCUCUGUGGAAACUCAGCCCACUCUGAAAUGAACAGCCACAGUGGCAGGGGUUACAGAAUGGGCUGGGAGUGGCAAUGCAGAUUCAUCUCUUCACACACUCUUUAUGCCCUCAAUCAAAAAUGCCUCAGGCUGUGUAAAAUUCCAUAAAUAAUAAAGAGAUUUAAAAAAUA
Chlorocebus sabaeus (green monkey) is the source of this 2299-nucleotide messenger RNA. NCBI's taxonomy places the organism in Eukaryota, Metazoa, Chordata, Mammalia, Primates, Cercopithecidae. The record is from RefSeq and is a predicted model, not a curated record.